AUGGCAGCAGCUACUACUGCAGCUGCCCACUUGGCAGCCUCGGCCCUCACCACCACGCAGCGUCAGCUCGACCGCGUCUUCCCGCCCAAGGCUCGACAAGAGACAUACGCCCAAGCAGUGGAGCUAGCAACAACCCGACCACUCCUUUUCAGCUUCAUCCUCGCCCAAGCAACAAUAACACUAACCCCGAUCCUGCUCUUCCUGACCUUCACCCUCUCGACACUGGCCUUCGCCCUGGGCUGCGCGGCGCUGUUCACCCUCCUGUGGGCCGGGGUCGCCCUGCUGAUCCUGAUCCCGACCCUGUUCGUCGCGUCCGGGAUAGCCCUCUGCGUCUGGGCCUGGGGGGUGGCGACCUUUUUCGCGUGCCGCUGGACGCUGGCUGCGCUGCAGGGCUUGACUGCUCCUCCUCCUCCUGCUGCUGCUGCUGCUGGUGGUGCGGGAGAAGACGAGAAGCGACGCGAAUCGGCCUCGUCGUUUUCGUCUCCUCCUACGUCAUGGGCUAAGGUGGAGAAAGUUGAGGACAGCGACGGCAUGCGGAAGGAGUGA
Molecule: messenger RNA, 546 nt
Organism: Chaetomium strumarium
Lineage: Eukaryota; Fungi; Ascomycota; Sordariomycetes; Sordariales; Chaetomiaceae
Exons: 2
Coding region: 1-546 (181 amino acids)
Source: RefSeq, a predicted model, not a curated record